Molecule: messenger RNA, 1102 nt
Organism: Ostrinia nubilalis (European corn borer)
Lineage: Eukaryota; Metazoa; Arthropoda; Insecta; Lepidoptera; Crambidae
Product: carbonic anhydrase 9-like
Exons: 8
Coding region: 92-1102 (336 amino acids)
Biological process (GO): one-carbon metabolic process
Molecular function (GO): zinc ion binding; carbonate dehydratase activity
Source: RefSeq, a predicted model, not a curated record
GUCAUUUUGUUACGGUGCUGUAAUUUCGUUUAUACUUUUGAUAAAUUAAGUAAAAUCAAAUAAUUAAUGAUAUUUUCAAUGACACGAAUGUAUGAUUCUUAAUGUGGUGUUGAUAAGUUUUAUUUCAUACAGUUUACUUUUGUCGUGCAAUGGAAGAUGUGCACGAGCUACGAACUUUGCUGAAGCGACCCAGGACCAAACAAGUGCCAGGGCCAACACUCUACUGGACGACGCCGACGACAUUCAGAGACAGCUCGACAACGAGGCGAGGGACCGCAUCAAAUAUGGACGGCCGAAGACCAUUUGGGUGUUCCACUUCCCAACCCAAUUUCCUGACAUCAAUCUUGUAGAGAGGGCCACGAGACCUCCACGUAAAGUAAAAUUUCUUCGGCGAGGCAAGAAAGGACAAAAGAAAGCGGAAACGCUCAAGGAAUGGAGUUACAAAGAUCAAAGAACCUGGCCUAAGAUCUUCCCGGACUGCGGAGGGCGGUCGCAGUCUCCCGUCGACGUUCCCUACCACGGCCUGGUUGGUGCAAGAGCUGGAAGGAAACUGGUGUUCAAAAACUAUGACGUCAAGCCGGACGCCAUGAAGUUCAUUAACGAUGGGAACAGAGUGACCCUAAUCGCCAAAUGGAAGAACAACACCCGGCCCUACAUCUACGGAGGGGCAGCGCACAGCCGCCGCUACGUCUUCCAUUCCCUCACCCUACACUGGCCCUCUGAACACACAGUGGGUGGUCUGCAGUACCCCAUAGAGAGCCAGGUUAUGCACCUGUCAGCAGAAUACAAUUCCAUGGAAGAAGCUCUGCAAGGAUCUGUGAGCGAUCCGUUGGCGUUUCUGGCAGUGUCUACGUUGUAUCGGUACUCAAACCAUACCCAGGAAGGUCUGAACGACCUGAUCAAGACAGCCGUAGCCAGCACCACCAUCGACGGGUGUUUGACUCCAAAGCCCCUGAGUCACUUCAGCCCCCCCUUCAAGGAAUACGCCUGCUAUCAGGGCUCGAUGACUGCGCCGCCAUGCACUGAGGCUGUGUUAUGGUUGAUUAGGGGAAGAACUCUACCAGUUACUAGGGUUUGUAUAAAUUCUUUAGCUUUUAUCUAG